Sitodiplosis mosellana (orange wheat blossom midge) is the source of this 3064-nucleotide messenger RNA. It is a transcript of the gene P5CDh1, whose product is annotated as delta-1-pyrroline-5-carboxylate dehydrogenase, mitochondrial. The transcript has 9 exons. Bases 859 to 2604 code for a protein of 581 amino acids. The record is from RefSeq and is a predicted model, not a curated record. Gene Ontology annotation, cellular component: mitochondrial matrix. Gene Ontology annotation, molecular function: L-glutamate gamma-semialdehyde dehydrogenase (NAD+) activity. Lineage: Eukaryota; Metazoa; Arthropoda; Insecta; Diptera; Cecidomyiidae.
AGUACGCAAAUUAGGUAAAUAAACACGUACGUCAAAUUGUGCGAUGGAAAAAAAAAACGUCCAUCAUUUGUGCGUGCAAAAAUUCUGUGUGAUGACUGAAUGGCAAAUAGAUUUUGUUUCAUCGGUGAUUCGUGUCAUUUGCCAGCCAUAAAUCCGCCAAUAGCCAAAACAAUAACAAACGAUAAUUUUAUCACAGUGAAUUGAACGAAAAAUUCCAUUUAUCGGUUGAUUGUCAAAAGAACGUACCACGAAAGUAAAAAAAAAAGAGAACAAGUAACAAACAGAACACGGAAGCAUUGAUUUUAUAAUGCGCCCCAUCCGUCAAUUGAUUUUGGCUUGACGACAAUCUAUUGAUUCGGCGAAUAAAAACCGCCGCCGAUCCUCAUAAAUGAAACGAAAAAUACCAACAUCUAAUAAAAUUAUAUGAAUUUACAGCCAAGAGUGAACUACGAUUACACCUAGAUUUGUGUGUUGUUGUUGCUGCGUUUUUUCUGUUUCGGUUGUUCAGUGUUAUCCACGGGACAAUACAAAUUUACCAUUAAAUCAACAAUCAAUUUCAAGAACAAUAACAAACCCGUGUUUAAGUUAUAAGGUGCGGGUGUUUGUGCUGCUGCUGCUGCUACUGCUGUCAGCCGUUGGAAAUUUUUCCAAAUAAAAUUAAGCUCAUACACACACAAGCACACUUGUUUUUGAAACCGAAGGAGAACCACAGCGAGUGGACAAACGUACACACAAAUUGGAAUUAGAUCAUUUGGACAACGUUCUAAUUGGAAACGACGGAGUAAAUAUUACCCAUUCGAUAGACUCGUGUGGCGAAUUAACAGCGUCUGGUGAAACAACAGCACAAACAAGAAAAUCAUGUCAUUCUUAGCCAGACAAACGACACUACCAGCCAAUUGUUUUAGAUAUGUUGUCAAGAAUUCGGCGCGUUGUUUAUCCACGUCGAAGGUAUGGUCGGUGAAAUCGGUGAUACAGCUACCGAGUGUACCGGAAAUUAAACUGUACAAUGAACCCGUGCUGACCUAUCGCAAGGGCUCCACAGAGCGGAAGCAAUUGGAGCAACAGCUCAAGCAAACGGCCAGCACAUGUGAGGAUAUUCCAAUUGUCAUUGGAAAUGAAGAGUUUCGCACAAAUCAAGUACGAUGCCAAGUGAUGCCGCAUGAUCAUUCGAAAAAUAUUGCCGCAUUCUACUAUGCUGAUCAGCCGCUCAUUCAGAAAGCCAUCAAAGUGGCGGUUGAAGCACAAAAGAAAUGGGAUCGGGUACCGUUUGAUGAGCGUAUCAAGAUUUGGAAUCGGGCCGCCGAUUUGAUGGCCGGUGAAUAUCGUCAACAAUUGAAUGCUGCCACUAUGCUUGGCCAAUCGAAAACUGCCAUCCAAGCGGAAAUUGACUCAUCGGCCGAACUUAUCGAUUUUAUUCGCAUGAACACCGCUUAUUUGAAAGACAAUUUAAAGUAUCAACCGAUCAGCGAAGAUGCAAGUGUUACCAAAAAUUCACUUCGCUAUCGUGGUAUUGACGGUUUCAUCGCCGCUGUGAGCCCAUUCAAUUUUACGGCUAUCGGCGGCAAUUUGGCGUAUACACCAGCACUGAUGGGUAAUUCAGUUCUAUGGAAGCCAUCUGACACAGCCAUCCUGUCGAACUGGGUAAUAUUCAAGAUUAUGCGAGAGGCCGGUGUUCCAGCGGGUGUAGUCAAUUUCAUUCCUGCCGAUGGUCCCGUAUUUGGCGACACAAUCACCGCUUCACCACAUUUGGCCGGCAUCAAUUUCACCGGAUCAGUACCAACGUUCGCACGUUUGUGGCGUCAAGUGGGCGAAAAUGUGACACAAUAUGUAAACUUCCCUCGUUUGAUCGGUGAAUGUGGCGGUAAAAACUAUCACUUUGUUCAUCCAUCUGCUGACGUUGAUACGGUGGCAACGGCUACCAUUCGCUCGGCAUUCGAAUACUGUGGCCAAAAGUGUUCGGCAUGCUCACGAGCCUAUAUGCCAGAAUCUCUAUGGCCCACUAUCAAACCAAAAUUGUUGCAAUUACGUGAUAGCCUGAAAAUUGGUGAUGUCAACGAUUUCUCAUCGUUUACAUCGGCUGUAAUCGAUGACAAAGCAUUCGCACGCAUCAAAUCCUACAUCGAUCAUGCACGCAAUAGUUCGAAUUUGGAAAUUCUUGGCGGCGGCACAUAUGACGAUAGCAAAGGCUACUUUGUUCAACCAACUAUCGUUCAAUCCAAAGAUCCACAUGAUAAAAUUAUGACGGAAGAAAUUUUCGGCCCUGUUUUAUCCAUUUAUGUGUACAAAGAUAAGGAUGUGAAACAAAUACCAGAACUCAUUGGAACGAGCACGAAAUUCGCAUUGACUGGAGCCAUUUUUGGACAAGAUGAAGCAUUCUUGAGAGAAGCAACUGAAGAAUUGAAAAUGACUGCUGGCAAUUUCUACAUUAAUGAUAAAUCAACUGGAUCAGUUGUUGGUCAACAACCAUUUGGUGGUGGUCGUCAUUCAGGAACAAAUGAUAAGGCUGGUGGUCCUCACUACUGUUUGCGAUGGUCAUCACCACAGUCAGUCAAGGAGACUUUCGUACCUUUGCGAGACGUAACCUAUCCGUACAUGAGCGAGUAAACGCUCGGUCCACACUUCGAUCUUCUAACUAACAACAAAAUUGAUUUCAAAAACCAAUUAAAACUAAAAGAAAACAACUUAAUAAUAAACAGAAAAAAAAAUCAAUUUACUUAAUCAAUAUUUAAAUGUGUUGACAACGCAAACAAAAAAAGCGAUAAAAAAUACUAUUUCAGAUAUAGAAACGCUUGAAAUCUUUACCAUGUGCAUUUGUGAUUAUUAUUUUUUUCUGUUUCUGUAUAGAGCGAAAACUGUGUAUAACAUUGAAUAAUUGACGUAUGGUAAAGAGAAAAUUUGCUAAUACAAAACAAAACAAGAGUAUUGAAAACCCGUAUAAAAUGAUAAAUGAUUUAAUUUAUUGAAGAAAAACUGUGCAAAAGAUCUAUGUUAUUGUGUUGCCUGAGUUGUGAGCGGCAACGUCAUUGAAAUGAUUAAAGAUUGAUUAUGUAAUUAAAUUUAAAAA